UUUCCUAGGCCUGGAUACACCCUGAGCGGGAAUAAAAUAGAGCAGUGUACUCAGCCAAGCGGUAUUCACUGGCCAAUUGUGUAAGUAACAAAAAUAACUGUAAAUAAAACAAAACAAAAUAACAGAUAGCGGGUAAUCAGCCCUUUUCAGCGUUGAUCAAAGGAAAGGGUGUGCUCUCUUAUCAAAAACAAUGGAAAAAAUAAUUCAACAAGCCCUACUUGAAAAUCGUUUUGUAGCUUCUUUUAGCUCAGUUGAAAGUGAAGCUACCAACGAAGACCAUCUAAUUCAGCUAUUUUCAAGCUCUUUUAUAGUAUUUACUUUCCCCACCUAAUUCACUUUGGAAGAAAACAUACAGAAUUAAAGAGUUACUGAGUCUUUUUACUAAGUAAAUUAAUUCUAGUAUUUUUAUCGCCUUUUACAGAGUUCCAGCAUCACGGCUUAUUGUACCAGGAAUUCUUCAGGUUAGUUUCUAUAUGAACGUGAGAGACCGUCGAAAAGAUAAAUGCUUUUGGAAAUAAAAUGAGACUCGGAACAAAAAUUUCUGAUCCAUUUGCGUAAUUGUGUUUCGGCGGGCGGCUGGCGCCUGGAAUUUUUCCCGUCAUUUCCAAUGUUUGCCGGUGAGGGUUGUUCACGGGCGGUCGCAGUUUUUCUUUCCAUUUCUUAUCGUAUCGUUCAAAAUGGCAUCUGCAUCUGCAAACGCAAGGUAGUUUUGAACUCUGUUUAUAUCUCUUCUAAAGAAACAGCAACAAACUGCUGCUAUUGCCACAAAGUCAAAAGUAUUUAGCUUUUGGACAAAGUUUCACUUUCUUCCUCGAAAUUGUCGUCAAAUACCUGGCAGUGCUACAACGUCCAUAUUUUGCUGGAUUUUUGGUUCACACGAGCAAAGAGAGCCUUUCCACUUGACCCGGGAUGUUUCCGGAAUUUCCAACAGGCAAUUUUGCCUAAAUGGAAAGCGCCCAAGGUAUUAGAAGAAUGGUUUGAUAAAUUCUGUGCAUAAAACUUUUCAAAGUCAAACAAAAAUCUGCACCGAAACUUAAAAAGGUUUUAACUGAUUGAAAAAGGGAUCUAAGACGAGAAAAUUGCCUCAGAGCCCAAGCUGAGUAUGGGAAGCAUACCAAGACAGGUCUGUUGAUAGGUAGCCGGAGAUUAGUAACCCCUUCAUCCCUAGAGUCAAUUAUAGAGGCAUGUAAGGUGGGUUCUAACUUACAGGGUUUUCAUUAUUUUUAAAAUAGAAGGGCCUCUAGGGUCCAAUACGCAGAGGGAAAAGUUAGAAUUUUAGUUCGAGAGUCGGUUAUUUCGCCUAGAAACGGGUAAUAUGCUUAGAGUACACUGCUGCCGGUAAUUGCCGGUAAAUUCCCUGAGACUUACGUGUCUGUGGACGAAAACCUUUUAAAAGUGCUUAAACACCCUACAAGUAAUCUUCCUGGCCUCUAAAAAAGGAAUUUGCUGUUUAUCUCGAUUUGGAGCAACUUAUCUGAAUUGAACGUCCUCGCGGACGUUUCCUUUUAAACUAAAAAGAGCCAUAAGUAUUACAUACCCAAACCCUCUUCGUAGUAGUGAUUUUCCAUUUUUUUAUUAUUAUUUUCAUUACUUUUAAGUUUCAGCAUCGCUUUUCCGACAAAGGACUUCCAGUCCAGCAAUGCACGGAACCAAAUUGA
This is a messenger RNA of Porites lobata, 1658 nucleotides long. NCBI's taxonomy places the organism in Eukaryota, Metazoa, Cnidaria, Anthozoa, Scleractinia, Poritidae. The record is from the annotation of a GenBank genome assembly.